Messenger RNA from Monopterus albus (swamp eel), 1296 nucleotides. It is a transcript of the gene hs3st3l, whose product is annotated as heparan sulfate (glucosamine) 3-O-sulfotransferase 3-like. The coding region runs from base 1 to 1077 and encodes 358 amino acids. The transcript has 3 exons. The record is from RefSeq and is a predicted model, not a curated record. Gene Ontology annotation, molecular function: [heparan sulfate]-glucosamine 3-sulfotransferase activity. NCBI's taxonomy places the organism in Eukaryota, Metazoa, Chordata, Actinopteri, Synbranchiformes, Synbranchidae.
AUGGCAGUUUUUCACCACCAUCAUCCGAGCGCAGACCUGAGGCGGCUCUUCCACCGACUCACCAUCGCCUCCUCUUUGAGCAUCCUCUGCUUUUCACUUGUCUACCUCCUCACAGGAUGCUGCGAGUCGGAACUAACAGAAAACUCUGAAAUCAAGACACCCACGCGCGAUUUCUUUGGGUCAGGAUGGUCUUACGAGAGAAAUGGCACCGUUGCCCAAGAGGUUACCGCCGAUGUUGGUGAAGGCGCGCUCAGCCGUCAUCACGGGCUGGAGGCGAACAGCUCGGGGAAAGAAUGGACAGCCACUCGGAGGCUACCCCAGGCUCUGAUCAUAGGGGUUAAAAAGGGAGGCACCAGAGCUCUGUUGGAAUUUCUGCGGCUCCACCCGGACGUCCGCGCCCUGGGGUCGGAGCCGCACUUCUUUGACCGGCAUUACGCACGGGGACUGGAUUGGUACAGAAGCAUGAUGCCCAAAGCCCUGGAUGGCCAGAUUGUUAUGGAGAAGACACCUCGCUACUUUGUUACCGUAGAAACGCCAGCACGGGUUCAUGCUAUGUCACAGGAUGUGAAGCUGAUUGUGGUCGUCCGUGACCCGGUGACCCGAGCUAUAUCUGACUACACACAGAUCAUCUCCAAGACCCCAGACAUCCCUCCAUUUGAGAACCUAGCCUUCAAAAACCGCAGCACAGGUCAGAUCGACUCCCUGUGGAGCCCACUGUGGAUUGGCCUGUAUGCCCAGCACCUGGAGCGCUGGCUGGCUUGGUUCCCCAGGACUCAGAUCCAUCUGGUCAGUGGAGAGAGGCUCAUCUCCGACCCGGCCGGAGAACUGGGCAAAGUCCAGGACUUCCUGGGCCUCCAGAGGAUCGUCACAGACAAGCACUUCUACUUCAACAAAACGAAAGGAUUCCCUUGCCUGAAGAAGCCGGAGGGCAGCAGUAAACCUCACUGCCUGGGGAAAACCAAAGGCAGGAUGCAUGCCUCCAUUGACCCGGAGGUGAUGCAGAGACUGAGGGAUUUCUACAAACCACAUAACCAGCGCUUCUACCAGAUGGCAGGACAGGACUUUGGAUGGCAGUGACCCUUUGACUGUGGCUUUGGUCACAAUUACACUGCUUUGGGUUGAAGCCUGUGCUAAUCUUUCAUCAGAUAGAAACAGAUGCAAAGACUCAGAACACAAAAUUUUCCACAUCUGACCAGCAGAGCAGCAUCUCAGACACUUGAUAAGAAAAAUCCAGAGUCAGCACAUUCACCUGUACCAAUCAAUCAUCUUGAUCAAGUAUCUGGGUGUCAUUUUAAA